Molecule: messenger RNA, 2376 nt
Organism: Pimephales promelas (fathead minnow)
Lineage: Eukaryota; Metazoa; Chordata; Actinopteri; Cypriniformes; Leuciscidae
Source: RefSeq, a predicted model, not a curated record
GUCCGUCUGAAUGAGGCUUCGGGAGCGUUUGGAUCCUCAAAGGCGAUACGUCAUUGCGAGCCUCAGCGAUUGGCUGGAUCCAGCUCCUUUUCCUCCACAAUUUGUGCAACCACGAGCGGUCUUCGCCUCCGGAGCAGAGACAUCCCUACAGUAGAGGCAGGUGGACUCGUUUCCCCCCCAAGAGACAUGAAUGCAAUAUAGCGCGCGCACUCGCAGGGGUGGACAUUUCUUUUCGCUCUCAUCUCGUCAAUUCUUCCCUGCAGACACACACAGCCCGAACCGGACUAAAUGAGUGCCCGGACCUUGGAGAGACUGGCGCUCUCCAUUCCCCACUGUGCCUUAAACGGAACCGCUCGGACCAGCAAUGGCACCUGCUUUGACCGGGUGGAUCAGUUGUUCCAGGCGUUCUCAUCCACCGUCGUGCUUUUCGUGCUCAUCGCGAUGAUCAUUGGGAUAAUAGCCGUGUCCAUCACGACCUUCCACUUUCACAAAAGCAAGAUGAAAAAGCGCAAGAUCCAGAAAGCCCAGGAGGAAUACGAGCGCGACAGCCGCAGUCCCAAAGCGGGCAAAGGCAAGCCGGUGGUCCGGCAGUGCAUCAUGGUGAGACCCCCCACGGCAGUGCGGAAAACUGACCCAAACACGGAGGAUCCUGGCGUGACAGAGGACAUGGGACACUCGGGACAGGCGAAGGACGAGAACUUGUUGGAAUCGGUCGCUGUGUCUUGAUAACGCAGUGCCAGCUUCGCGAGGACACUGUAAAUAUCCCAUGUAUUCAUAUGAUAUUACCCACGGAAUAUAUCGAUUCUUUGUAUAAGCAUUACAGUUGAUACGUUUUCAUCGUAUAGAUCCCGGAGGAGAGAAAUCUAUGGACAGUAUCUCAAUGGAGAAAAGACUAUGCGGACUGUGGAAUUUCCUAUCAUUGUAAUUUGGAGCCGGUCCUAUAAUGGGAUCAGACGAGAGUAUUGAAAAAGAUCCUUGGAUAAAAUGAAAAGGCAUUAAUAGGUUAAUCCAACAGGAUUUUAUUGAACGCGAAUGGAAUUUUUUUUAUCAUAAUUAGGAGUUAAUUACAAUGACAUCAAACAUAAUACCCUCUAAGAAUCAAGCUCCUACUGAUAAAAUGACAUUUUGGACAAAAAUAUAUUAUUAGAUGAAAUCUUACCUAAUUAAUUUGAUCAAAUAAGAAUCUUCUUCUAAAAAAAAAGAUCCUAUUGGAUGACAUAAAUUGAAAAGGACUUUAUUGAAUGCAAAUAUAAUCAAAAUUAGGAGUUAAUCCCAACUGGGUCAUUUAUUUUUAUUUUUAUGAAUCAGUAAAAUCUUACUGGAUUAAAUGAAUAGUAUUAAUUAAUUAGAUAAAAAAAUAAGAACCUUAAAAAAAAAAAAAAAACCUUAGUUAAUCUAAAAGGAUAUUAAUUCAGAUCCAAUCCAAACUGGGUUAAAAAGCAAUCCUCAACAAGAUUAUAUUUGAUAAAAAUGAAAUUCUGGGGGAAAAGACAUUGAUCAGUCAUUUGAUUUACUCGGAACCGAAUCCAAACCGGAUCAAAUGUGAAUCCUCCAUUCUUUUGCCCAAGCCACUUUUAGUUAAUGUUUUCCCGAAUUUUAGUACGCACAUUGUCUCGUCCACUCUUCAUAUUGUCGUGCCACCAAGAGGAAUCAAUGGACGAAUUAUGACAGUACUUCCAAAGUUUAUAGUGAAGGGACGGCUCUCUUGUAUAAAGUCUGUACAGACGCCAAAAUAAGGACAACGGAGACAACGGUCUUGUUCGUGUAGACUUUCAACACAACUCGCAACAGUUUUUCUUUGUUUUGGGGUUUCUGAAACCCUUUUAGGCAACAUUGUUGUUUCUUUUGACAAAUGGACUUUCUUAAUUGGGAUUUUCUUUUGUCUCAGUGGCUUUUUUUCCAAGAUAGAAGUGCAAUUCGUGCCAUUCUGGCUUGGCAUGAAUAGGUUUAGUGUUUUAACCCCUUUAUCCCCGAGACUGUUAAUGUGCAAUUGCUGCUGCUAGUGGUAGUGUAUAGCCUGUACUUGUUUUGUCCAUGGCACUAUAUAAUCAUAGUAAAACUUAUGUAACCUGAGGCAUUUCAGUUUUGUGUUACAGCUCUGUAUUAAUGCUCUUUUGCAUUUUUGCUCUAGAUUAAUAUAGCACUAAUGAUUGAGUAUUAUAUUUUCUAUCAUUCCUAACUAGUGUAACAAUCAGUAAGAGACAAUAGAACAUUUUAAAAGUAAUUUUUCUGUAUUUCCUUGACGUUGUGUUGAAGCGGAAAUGGGAGUCGUAGACCGAAAUCAAGUAUUGUAACAGAUCGCAGUUUGAAUCUUUGUUUUGUUUUCAUUUUGUUCAAUGCAUACGAUUUUGAAUUACUAAUAAAGUAUUGUGCAAA